AUGCCUCGCUUCUCCUCCAGCACGCCAAUGUCGCCACCCCGCCUCCGCCUCCGACUCGGCGGACGCCACUCCUCCUCCACCUCUCAUCCCUCACGCAUCUGGGAUCCCCACGCCGCCUUCGCCACAGGCACGGAGCGGGCGGUAUUUGGCACGCUCACUACGGAGGACGCACACCACCUGUUCGACGAAUUGCUGCGGCAUGGCAAUCCUGUCCAGGAGCGCUCCUUGAAUAACUUUCUAGCUACCCUCGCCCGCGCGCCCACGUCCGCAUCCUGCAGCGACGGCCCCGCCCUAGCCGUCGCCCUCUUCGGCCGUUUGUCCCGAGGCGCCGGACGACGGGUGGCGCAGCCAAAUGUCUUCACCUAUGGCGUCCUCAUGGACUGCUGCUGCCGUGCGCGCCGCCUGGAUCUGGUGAUCGCCUUCUUCGGCCGUCUCCUCAAGACGGGCCUGGAGGCAGACCGAGUCGUUUUCAGCACCCUCCUCAAGGGACUCUGCCAUGCAAAGCGCUCAGAUGAGGCUCUGGACGUGCUGCUUCACAGGAUGCCUGGGCUGGGCUGCACCCCCGGCGUAGUGGCGUAUAACACCGUCAUCCAUGGCUUCUUUAAGGAAGGUCAAGUAGGCAAGGCAUGCAAUCUAUUUCAUGAAAUGGCGCAGCAGGGCGUUAUGCCUGAUGUGGUGACAUAUAGCUCGGUUAUUGAUGCGCUGUGCAAGGCCAGAGCAAUGGACAAGGCAGAGUAUUUCCUUCGUCAGAUGGUUGAUGAUGGUGUCGUACCUAAUAAUGUCACAUAUAAUAGCCUCAUCCAUGGAUAUUCCUCUUCAGGCCAUUGGAAGGAGGCAGUUAGGGUAUUCAAAGAGAUGACAAGUCGGAGGGUUACACCAGAUGUGCAUACUUACAACAUGUUUAUGACCUUUCUUUGCAAACAUGGAAGAAGCAAAGAAGCUGCAGGAAUUUUUGAGACCAUGGCUAUGAAGGGCCUGAAACCUAACAACGUUUCAUAUGCUAUUCUCCUUCAUGGGUAUGCCACUGAAGGAUGCUUAGUUGAUAUGAUUAAUCUCUUCAAUUCAAUGACUAGAGAUGGUAUUCGGCCUAACUGUCACACUUUGAACAUACUGAUUAAUGCAUAUGCUAAAUCUGGCAUGAUGGAUGAGGCUAUGCUUAUCUUUAAAGGAAUGCGGAAACAGGGAGUGAGUCCAGAUGUAGUCACCUAUUCAACUGUAAUACAUGCAUUUUGCAAAAUGGGUAGCUUGGACAUUGCUAUGGACAAAUUUAACCAGAUGGUUGAUAUGGGAGUACGACCGAAUGCAGUUGUUUAUCAUUCCCUAAUCCAGAGUUUUUGUACACAUGGGGAUUUCGUGAAAGCAAAGGAAUUGGUUACUGAAAUGAGGAACAAAGGUAUGCGUCCUCCUGAUAUUAACUUCUUCCAUUCAAUAAUGCAGAACCUAUGCACAGAAGGAAGGGUAACAGAAGCACGGGAUAUCCUUGACUUGAUAGUGCACAUAGGUAUGAGGCCUGAUGUUCUCAUAUUUAGUUUACUGAUCGAUGGAUACUGCCUAGUCUCCAAGAUGGAGGAUGCAUCAAAAAUAUUUGAUGAUAUGGUGUCAUAUGGUUUGGAACCUUCUAAUAUUACGUAG
Messenger RNA from Triticum turgidum subsp. durum (durum wheat), 1632 nucleotides. Lineage: Eukaryota; Viridiplantae; Streptophyta; Magnoliopsida; Poales; Poaceae. The record is from the annotation of a GenBank genome assembly.